AACAUGGUCAUUCAAUAAAUAAUUUAUUCUACAGGAGAUGCGACAUGAGCCAUCAAAUCAAUCUGGUUUAAGAUUUAUUAGUGGCAUUAUCAGUAAAUCCAAACUUCUUAGGUUUGAGCGAAUGUUGUUUCGUGCGACAAGGGGCAACAUGCUUUUCAAUCAGGCACCAGCUGAUGAACCAAUUUUGGAUCCUGUAACAACUGAAAUGGUUGAGAAAAUGGUAUUUGUAGUGUUCUUCUUAGGGGAGCAGGCAAAAACAAAAACAAUGAAAAUUUGUGAAGCAUUUGUGCAAAUUGCUAUCCUAUACCUGAAGAUGUAACGAAACAGAGCAACUAACUCGAGAAGUAUGCUUUUGAAUUUUACUGACUGUAUUUUCAACAUCCUCGCAAGAAAGAUAAUUUGAUGAUAUGUUUAUUCCAUUUUCCCUAUUAUUGCUUAGCGGAUAAUGUAGUGUAGUUUACUUGUGACUAGCAAAAUAUCGCGUGUGUUCUUUACAAGAAAGUUAAUAAAAAAUAAAAUAAAAAAUAGAACUUUUUUUG
Molecule: messenger RNA, 539 nt
Organism: Camellia sinensis
Lineage: Eukaryota; Viridiplantae; Streptophyta; Magnoliopsida; Ericales; Theaceae
Source: RefSeq, a predicted model, not a curated record